Prorocentrum cordatum is the source of this 397-nucleotide messenger RNA. The record is from the annotation of a GenBank genome assembly. NCBI's taxonomy places the organism in Eukaryota, Dinophyceae, Prorocentrales, Prorocentraceae.
GCCGAAACCGGCCAAGAAGUGUUUGUUUGUUUGCACGACUCGCCAGGUGUUUCGGGUUGCCCCUAUAGACGAGGUGCCGCGGUCCACGCUUGUAUAAAGAGGUGGCUGAUGCGGCCGCCGUGGCGUUCGCCGCCAAGCUGCCGAGGUGCGACCACUCGCACCGCAUGCUGAUAUUCGAGGGCUUGCGAGCUGACGUGCUGGCGCAGGUGGCCAGCCUGGCGAGCGCGCCCCCGGCAGUGGCCCGGUUGGCGCCCGAGCUGCUGGGCGUGGUGGAGCUGGCGGCGCUACUGCUCGACCUGCGCUGCGGCUGGCGCGUCCGGGUGCACGAGGCGCGGGCAUCGGACUCGACCCUGCGGCUCUCCCGCCGCGAAGAAGCGGGGCCCUGCAGGGAAAGGGG